Molecule: messenger RNA, 1736 nt
Organism: Suillus subaureus
Lineage: Eukaryota; Fungi; Basidiomycota; Agaricomycetes; Boletales; Suillaceae
Exons: 2
Coding region: 458-1525 (355 amino acids)
Source: RefSeq, a predicted model, not a curated record
GCUCUAUCCUCUGUCUUGCACUCACAUGCCGCGCAUUUCGCGACAUAGCACUCAAUUUCUUUUAUUCUCACCUGCGCGGCAUCCGGCCUCUUAUUAAGUCCCUGUCUGACUCGGAAUUGGUUCUCUCGGACAGUGUCCCCAGUGCUUACAUCUGAAACGUUCAACUCAUUAGUCCCCUAUGCUGCACGCGUCAAGCUCCUCUUCAUGCCAUAUGAUCACAAGUGGACUUCAUAUGCAUUCCUCCUUGCAAGUGCGCCCAAAGACGCCCUGAUAUUUCCCAACCUGCGCUCGCUUACAUGGUGCGAUUGGCGUGUCACCUCCAUCCCAGCCCUCAGCCUCUUCCUACAUACCCUCGAGACCCUCUACCUCGACAUCUCAGAAGCGCCAUUUCGCCAGGCCAUCAUCCCUUACCUCUAUAUCACUGCCCCUCACCUCAAAGCUCUCGAGUUUGCGGGCGAUGUCCUCAGAGCCCCCUCGGAAAUCGAGUUGCUGUUUCUCAGUUAUCCUGAGGGUCUCACAGAAUUUUCAUUCACAUGCUGCAAUAUCUCAAGUGGCUUGCUCGAUGUUAUUGCCGCAUGGCCACGCCUCCGAUGGCUCACUCUCCAACUGGGUUUCGAAAGCAUCUCCACUGUACCACUUCGUGCGCCCCAGACAUUUCAGGUACUCGUUCACUUGCGUAUCUUGUGCGGCAAUCUGGGCAUUGUCACAUCUUUCCUGCGCACCUUCCGAAUGCUCCGGAUGGAUUGUGAUACGUAUUCCUUCGAAUACCCAAACCUCAAAACAAUUCAGAUCGAUGUACGAGAGUGCAACACAACCAGCAUCUGGAUUCUGGUCCGAACUCCUCAGAAGUCUCACAUGUACAAAGCUAGAGCACCUCAUUCUCAAAGAAUGGUGUCACAGGUGUGACGGUCAGCACAGCUACUGUACAUCUGCAUUCUUUGAUUUACAUCCCCUCCUCGCGCACCCCAUCGCCCUCGCAGGGCUGAGGACCCUUGUUCUCUCCCCAAACAAUGCUUCGACCAUCACACUCACCGACACGGACAUUGUCAUACUUGCUCGCACAUGUCCAUAUCUCGCUGUCUUUGACCUAAGGGCACGCAACACGCCUAUAUCCCUGUAUGCCUUAAGCUUCCUUGUAGGGCGCUGCCGCGAGCUGCGCCAGGUCUUGGUCUGCGUGGACGCGCGUCUGGACGCGCUUGGAAGAACGCUUCCAAAGAACGAUGCCAGCAACGACCGAGUGAGUCUGCAACCCAAUACGCGCCUGCUCGGACUACACAUCGGGGAAUCGCCUAUUGCAUGUGUGGGCCUUUUGCGCCCAUCGACGGCGCCAGACUUGAUGAGGUCUAUCCCACGGUUCUUGCACACGAUGGCGCCGCGGGUUGAGUGUAUCAUGAAGCCGUCGUUCGAGGGGAGGUAUGCGCGGAGGUGGAAGAUGGUGUCGACUGCUUUGUCGGUAAUGGUGAAGGAGGCGAAAGAUAAAGCUGAGGAUGAUGACGUGCUUCAUGCCAUGGAUGUGCUGCUUUAGGGGGGUGCGCGCACGAGACGAUGCUGUUUGGCUUUGGCUUUGGGGUGAUCACACCAAUCUAGACAUACUCUAUGUAGGACAAUACGUUACAGUCUAAAGGAACCCCCAGUGUCCCCAUCGCAUCUCCGAGUGCACGAAAGCUACGGUGUUAAUCAUGUUGUGCACUCGCUCAUUUUUCCUUCCGUGCGCUAUUAAAGUACUUGCAUCAGAC